Molecule: messenger RNA, 2352 nt
Organism: Cuscuta campestris
Lineage: Eukaryota; Viridiplantae; Streptophyta; Magnoliopsida; Solanales; Convolvulaceae
Source: the annotation of a GenBank genome assembly
GAAUGGCAGAUAUCGGCCGCAUCUUUCCUCUCCGUUCAUCUUCCUUCCCAAAACUACCACUGUGAUAUCUUCUUCUACGCUCUCCUUCACAUUAUCACUUUGAUUCAUGAGAUUCCACUCUGCUUCUUGCUUCUAUAAUCUUAUCUUUAUUGUUAUUUAUUACUCUGCGUGUUUUUCUUUUUUACAAAUGAUAUUUUUUUCUCGCCAUUAUGAUCGAUCUAGUCUCACAUUCUCUGGACUUUGAUCAGAUCUGAUUGAUUUGAUAGUUUAUUUGCUGAUUGCGUGCGAUUCAAUUGUUCCGGAUCUAUAGAUCCGAUUCUCGAUCUGUUUCUAUUGACAUUACUUCUUAAUCUCUGCUUCUUAAUCAUAGCGUUUGUUAUGUGAUGAGUUAUCUUCUUUCAGUUCAUGAUGAACAGAUCGGACCCUGGAAUUCGUCCAUGUUGAUUCUUGCAUCUGCUAACUCUUUUUAUUCCAAUUGUUUGUGAAUUUCGAAUUGGAUUUCAAUGAUAAAUCGUACUUCAUACCGCCCCUGUUUUCUGCAUCUAAUAUCUAAUGCGUUUAGUUCAAUUCAAAUCCAUUACUUACAUUUUUCUGAGACCAAUCUAUUACUAACAUUGUUUAUUACAUUCAGUUUUAUAAUUAAAUAAUUUUACAGUUUGUAAAUUAUUAUUUUUACUCCCUCGGUAUCUAAAUGAAUUAUACUGUUACUUUCCUAGUCUCCAAACCCUUUUUCUUUAAUACUUGUUUUCAUUAUCAAUUUGAUAAAAUAAAUGAUUCUUGUUAAAUCUUAAUAUGGAGAUGUAGCUUUUAAAUACUCUAGGUUUUAUUUUACUUCAAUUUCGUAACGGCAAAUCUUUUCAUGGUUCACUCGUCAGUUCCAGUUAUAUGGAACCUGCAUGUGGAUUCCUUAGUAUUAGGAUUAGGAGAUUAAAAUUGUUAUUAGGAUUAAAAUUAGCAUUAUGAUUCGAAUUAAAAUUAGCAUUUGCAUUAGGCAUAUUGGCUUGGGUAAAACGAGCCUUUUUUUCACAUUACCUUCAAAGUCCAAUAAUUUUUGAGAGAAGGUCCAAGAUUUACGCAUGGAUGGACCAUAGGUGCGUGGAGUCUCCACUCUGUUGGGAGUACUUUGAUAUACCUAAAGUCCACCAAAAUUUUGUGAUGCUUAUUACAUCAAAAUUAGUAUUUUUAAUAUUUUUUUUAAAAUAAAAACAAAAUGCUUAUCUUAAUGUUAUGCAAAUGCUUAUUAGCCUCGUUUGUUGGUGUUUACCUUAAGUCUAUGAAUAUGCCUAGUGCUUUCGUGUUUCUCUCUUUCUAUGUGCAGGUGUAAGUGUAUCUGGACUUGCUCUCUCAUGUAUUCCGUAUGUGGGUUACGUAUGGGUAAUUAGAAUACAAAGGAUCACCGAAGAGAGAUCAAAUUUCAUAAAUGACUCUUAUUUUGUGUGAGUUUGCCAGGUGAGUGAUUUUGUCCCCACUUUUUUGAAUGGAUUUAGCUAUUUGUACCCCAAGAUUUCUGCCGCAGGUGUACAUCUUCAUUUUGUGGUAAUGUGAUGCUAGGGUGAUGGUUUAAAUUGGUACAAAAUGUUGCGCAAACUUUUAUUAUCGUACUAGUAUUUUGUGCCAUCGUGAACUAUCGAAAUGUUAGUGAAUAUCUUUAGUGUCACUUUGAGGGAAGGUACGUUUUUUUUAUGUAAUUGUAGCAUGUUUGUUUUUUUAAUUUACUUAUUUACUUGUCUAUAAUGCUAAGGUUUUAUUUUGCAUUCAACAGACAAGUGAAAAAUGCCAAGGCUGCGAGAUAUGCAAUGCUUUCACUUGGCGUCUAACAAAAUUUCCAGAUAUUGCAUCCAACACUUAAAGAAAAAAAUGGAGUCCUCAAAGAGGGAACAGGCUGAAUUUUACUAUCCAUUCCUCAAAAUUGGAUCUAAACAAUAUACUCUCCCUGCUCCCCAACGCCCCUACUAUCCCUUCUUCCCCAAAUUCUUCAAGUUCUUCUAAGUUUAUAUAUGUGAGAGGGUAAUGUGUUAGUUUAUAAAUUCAUUUAGAUCUACACAUUGUGAGAGAAUGAUGUCUUAGAUCCCUGAGCUUUUCAUCUCAACAACUUCUUAGAUCCACACUCCCUCAUUAGCAACUCUCAAUUUUAAGAGGUAUGUAUGUUAUUAUUUGAGCUAAUGAUUAUUUUGACCAUCAAAAUUAAAGAAAAGUAGUACGUAUUCAAACAACUUAAUUAUGUUAGGUGAUAUUCAAAACUUAUCUUUAAUUACUUCAUAUAACAUUUGCAUUAUGUAAGUUGUUAUUUAGCUCACCACACAAAGCUCAUCACGAAACAGUAAUGCGAAAAAAAAAAUCAGUUGACUAUUU